Messenger RNA from Prorocentrum cordatum, 1028 nucleotides. Lineage: Eukaryota; Dinophyceae; Prorocentrales; Prorocentraceae. The record is from the annotation of a GenBank genome assembly.
CAACGAGCGUCUGGGUCUGGCUUGACGUCGAAUGCAGGCUCCUCGUGACCGUCCUCCUUGUAUAUUGGUUCAUGACGUAGCCAUUUGGGUUCAAGGCAAGUCUCUGCGAGCACCGCUCGAAGCCGGUCUGAUUCCCUUUUCACGCGCGUCAAGUUUUCGCGCGCGAUGGCACGCAGCAGCAGCAGCCCUCUCGUCGCUAUCAUGCUGUGCGCGGCGAUGUUGUGGGGGGGCAGUCACACAUUCGUGCCGCAGCCAGCACAGCAGUCCGCGGCCGCUGCCGGGGGUGUGAUGGCGGGCUUGAGCUUUUGGCAGUUGCCAGCGCUCGCAGCGCAAGGCCAGGACGCGAUCGGCGGGAGCAGCGUCGCAGUCGCCGGCGGAGAGGAGGCCUUGUUCUACGUAGGCAUCAUCUUCAUCACGCUCAUCACCUUGGUCCUGGCCGUGGUGUUGCGUGAGCCGCCGCGCGUGUGAUUUGGCAAAGGUCUUUGGAAAUAUGUGACCACAUUGCUCGCACCUUCUCCAUGACAUGCCCUCUAGCUCCCUCCCUCUGAGUACCCUCUCCAUCGCCUUCUGGGUGAUAUGGGCGGGGCGCCCUGUCCUACCACCGUGUUCCGUCAGCGUUUGGGCUGUGCUUGGCCAUUGGUUUUUGAUUAGUCAAUCAUACAUUUUUAUAUGCACGAGCUUUUUGCCGAUGCUGUGCUCGAACUGCGCAGCUGAACGCACCGAAAUCACAUUUAGCUUUAUGGAUCGGGGUGAGCGUUCGUCUUGGUUGUACUGGAAUGGGCACAUCGACGGAAUUAUGAUGCUCAUCAUGUGGUGGUUUUAGUGCUCGUGUGCAGCUCAGCAUCGCGGCAGCGUGCGAGAAGACCCACCGUCCACCUCUUUUUCUCAUGUUCUGCCAUUAUGUACCCUUGCCCUCUCCAUGUACUGAUACGCAUGCCUCCCUGGCACCCUAUCUCACCAUCUCUCCGUGCACUAUCCCAUCCUCCCGAUGAUCCGCGCGCCUGGCUGCCCCGCAGAGUUCAUCCUGC